This is a messenger RNA of Soboliphyme baturini, 1698 nucleotides long. The record is from the annotation of a GenBank genome assembly. Lineage: Eukaryota; Metazoa; Nematoda; Enoplea; Dioctophymatida; Soboliphymatidae.
AUGCCAGACACGACGGCAAACCCUGCUGCUAGAGUCGAGGAAGACGAUGACGACUCAGUACAGAUCAUCGCUGAGAUUCACCCUGUCAGAAAGAGAGUUCGUAAUAAGGGACCAUCUGCAGUUGAAAAAAUGGGUAAUGGGAAAGAGAAUGCAGCCGAAGAGAACUCUACCCGUGAAUGUAGCUGUCAGGAGAUGUCGAAUUCUGGUGAUUUGCAGAGAGCAGCAAAUCGGAAGGCUGUGAACCGUUCCAAGGCAGCGCGUACCAUGCAGAGGAAAGAAAAACAUGGCGAGUCUACUCCGAUCAUCAGUGAGGUUCGCCCUGCGAGAAAGAGGGUUGGUGCCCGGCGCCGACUUCAUGCUAAAGUCAAAGAAAGUAGAAGAAAGAACGUAGCCCGAGCGAAGUCCACCCGUAAAUCUGUACGUCAGUUGUCUUCGGGUUGUGGUAAUUUAAGACAAGCAGUAAAUGAACCGGGAGUUAGCUCUUCCCAGAUGUCAGCGAAACGAAAACAUGACGACUCGAUGGAGGUUGUUGAUGAGAACGAACCUCCGACAAAGAAAGUUCGACAUCCUUACCCGUUUCAAGCUGAAAUGAUUAGAAAUUGGAAGGAGAAGGUAACAGAAGCGAUGAGCCGUGAGUUUGGACGUCAGCAAUCUUCGACUUCCGGCUAUCCACAAAAUGAAGCAUAUCAACCGGCUGUUAAUCGCAUCCAGAUGGCGGGUGCUACCGAAUUCAAGGACAAACAUUACGAGUCAAUACCGAUUAUGAAUCACGUUAACCCUACGAGAGACAGGGAUGGCACUCACUGCCAGUUCAAUGAUGAAAUGAUGGAUAAUCGAAAUGCGAAUGUUACCGAAAGGUUGUUCAAUUGUGAAUAUGGAGGUCAGCAAUCGUCCACUUCUGGCUAUCCACAAUAUGAAGUAUAUCAACCGGCUGUUAAUCGCUUCCAGAUGCAGGAUAUGACUGAAUUCAAUAAUAAACGUUACGAGUCAGCACCGAUUAUGAGUCAAGUUUACCCUGUGAGAGACAGGGAUGGCACUCAGUGUCUAUUCAAUCUUGAAAUGAUGGAAAACAGAUAUUCGAACGUUACUGAGGCAAUAUUCAAUCGUGAAUAUGGAGGUCAGCAAUCGACUAGUUCUGGAUAUCCACAAUAUGAAGUAUAUCAACCGGAUGUCAAUCACUUCCAGAUGGGGAGUACUACCGAAUUCGAGGAUAAACAUUACGAGUCAGUACCGACUCUGAAUCAGCCUUACCCUACGAGAGAGGGGGAUGGCACUCGGUGCGUAUUCAAUGAUGAAAUGAUGGAAAAUAGAAAUGCAAAUGUUACCGAAGCACUGUUCAAUUGUGAAUAUAGAGGUCAGCAAUCGUCCAGUUCUGGAUAUCCACAAUAUGAAGUAUAUCAACCGGAUGUUAAUCACUUGCAGAUGGGGAGCGCUACUGAAUUCAAGGAUAAGCGUUACGAAUCAGAACCAAUUAUGAACCAGAUUUACGCUGCGAGAGACAGGAAUGGUACUCAGUGCCUGUUCAAUUCUGAAAUGAUGGAAAAAAGAAAUGCGAAUGUUACCGAAGCAGUAUUCAAUUGUGAAUAUGGAGAUCAGCAAUUGUGGAGUUCCGGCUAUCCACAAUAUGAAGUAUAUCAACCGGCUGUUAAUCGUUUCCAGAUGGCGGGUGCUACUGGACUUCAGGAUAAACGUUGCGAG